Molecule: messenger RNA, 3245 nt
Organism: Myxocyprinus asiaticus (Chinese sucker)
Lineage: Eukaryota; Metazoa; Chordata; Actinopteri; Cypriniformes; Catostomidae
Product: glycylpeptide N-tetradecanoyltransferase 1-like
Exons: 12
Coding region: 9-1469 (486 amino acids)
Biological process (GO): N-terminal peptidyl-glycine N-myristoylation
Cellular component (GO): cytoplasm
Molecular function (GO): glycylpeptide N-tetradecanoyltransferase activity
Source: RefSeq, a predicted model, not a curated record
GGUUAAAGAUGGCGGAUGAGAAUGAGACAGCACCGAAGCUGGAGAAAGAAACCGAGGUAGAAGACGACCACGGACAUUGCAGCAAUUGUGAAAAUGAAGAGCAUCACUCUGAUGACGGGGAGAAGGGAGACACAGGUGCCAAGAAGAAAAAAAAGCAAAAGAAAAGGAAUAAGGACAAGUCUGGAGGCAAAGAUGCAGCACAGGAUCCACUGUCCAAAGUAAACUCCCUCCCUGCAGAUAAGUUACAGGAGAUUCAGAAGGCCAUCGAGCUGUUUUCAGUGGGACAGGGUCCAGCUAAAACCAUGGAGGAGGCCACGCGUCGCAGUUACCAGUUCUGGGACACUCAGCCUGUUCCUAAACUUGGAGAGACGGUGACAUCACACGGCUUUAUUGAGCCAGAUAAAGAUCACAUACGAGAGGAGCCCUACAGCCUCCCACAGGGCUUCACCUGGGACGCUCUGGAUCUGGGAAACCCUUCAGUGCUGAAAGAGUUGUACACUCUACUGAAUGAGAACUAUGUUGAGGACGAUGACAACAUGUUUCGUUUUGAUUACUCACCUGAAUUUCUGCUCUGGGCUCUGCGUCCUCCAGGUUGGUUGCCUCAGUGGCAUUGUGGAGUGAGAGUGAACUCCAAUCAAAAGCUAGUUGGUUUCAUCAGUGCCAUUCCAGCCAACAUACGCAUCUACGACAUAGAGAAGAAAAUGGUGGAGAUUAAUUUCUUGUGUGUGCAUAAGAAACUUCGCUCGAAGCGAGUGGCUCCGGUACUUAUCAGGGAGAUCACCAGACGGGUGAACCUGGAGGGCAUCUUUCAGGCUGUGUACACUGCAGGCGUGGUACUGCCUAAACCCGUGGGCACCUGCAGGUACUGGCACAGGUCACUGAACCCUCGAAAGCUGAUUGAGGUGAAGUUUUCUCACCUGAGUCGAAACAUGACUAUGCAACGCACCAUGAAGCUCUACCGACUGCCAGAGGCUCCUAAGACUCCAGGUCUGAGGCAGAUGACUGUGAAGGAUGUCCCAGCGGUUCACCGACUGCUGAAAGAGUAUCUCAGUCAGUUCAACCUGGUCCCUGUCAUGAGCCCAGAAGAAGUUCAACACUGGCUGCUGCCCCAGGAGAACAUCAUUGACACUUUUGUGGUGGAGAGUCCUGAGGGGAAGGUGACUGAUUUACUGAGUUUCUACACGCUGCCGUCCACCAUCAUGAACCAUCCUGUGCACCGCAGUCUGAAAGCAGCGUACUCUUUUUAUAACGUACACACCACCACCACCCUGCUGGACCUGAUGGGAGAUGCUCUCAUCCUCGCCAAGACGAAAGGAUUUGAUGUCUUUAAUGCACUGGACCUAAUGGAGAAUAAGACAUUUCUGGAGAAGCUCAAGUUUGGCAUUGGAGAUGGAAACCUGCAGUAUUACCUCUAUAAUUGGAAAUGUCCCAGCAUGGGCUCAGAAAAGGUGGGUUUGGUACUGCAGUGACCCAUUUCCACCAUCCGUAACCUCUAUCUCGCAUGACAGCGAGGCCAAGUUAUGACAUCACGCACUGACCACCUGACAGAUGCUACCAAUGGACUUCCUGCUUGAGGAAGAAGAAUUCACCGCCCAUUUUUACAUUUGAACUAUGACCUUUUGGACCUGCACUACUGCUGCCAAGCUGAGAGAGGAUGUUUUCUUCUCUUUCCUCUCUCAUUUCUCUCUUUCCCUCAGUCUUUUUCUUAUUCUCUCUCUGCGCAUGGACUUAAAGCCAUUGUAUUUACCAUCAAGAGAGAUGAGGAAUCGUAAUCUGUUAUGAUUAUUAAUAAUUGUGAGUGCACACACACUCAUAUAUAACUACCAGAUAUACUCCCAGAACCCUAAUGCAUAAGUGUCGUGUUACUCACAUUCUUAGAUUCAACUUUAUUCAGUAUAACAUGAGUUUACCCUCCAUGUCCAGUGGGAGGCACUUUUGCGAAAAAAUAGGAUGAAAUUAUUCAUUCUCCUCAGUGUUUUAGAAAUGAUCGAGAGAAAAAAACAAAACAAAAACAACCAAGGACACAUGAAAAUUCCUUGAGAAAAAUGGCAAAAUCAAAUGAGAUAAUAAAAAUCCAAAGUUGACAUGAAAAAGGGCUGUCUCAUCUUAACCUCUUUUAAAUGCAAUGGAAACAGUGUCUCCUUUUGACAAACUGUGACCAACUGAAGGGUGCGGUACACAGUGAGAGAGAGCUUUUUUGUCUUGGUUUUGCUUUGUCAUUGCUUUUAAUUUGUCCUCUUUAAACAGUACAUUGCUUAUUGGUCUCUAACUGCCUGUGAUCCGUUUUACUGUAAUGCCAACAGACAAGCACCUAUGUAAAUAAACAUGGAAAUAUAAAAGAUAAACCAUAUGAAUUCUACAACUGACUGUGAUUGAAUCUACAUUGUACACCUGGCAGAUUGGUGUUUGGAGGUCUUCAUAAAUGAGCAAUAAUAAUGACGUUUUGGAGGGGAGGGUGGGAGGGAAGGUGUUGUGAACUUAAAGGAUUAGUUCACCUUUAAAAAAAAAAAAAAAGUCAUUAAUUGCUCACUUUCAUGACAUUCCAAACCCAAGUGACUGACUGACUGACUGACUUCCAUGGAACAAAAAAAGGAGAAAUUCUGAAGAAUGUUGAUGUUGCACUUUCCCAUACAAUGAAAGUGAAUGGUGACUGAGGCUAACAUUCUGCCUAACACCUGCUUUUGUGUUCCACGGAAGAAAGUCGCAUGGGUUUGGAACAACAUGAGUGUGUGAAAAUAAAGACAGAAUUUUCAUUUUUGGCUGAACUACCUCUUUAAAUGUGGCGUUAAGAAUGAAAAGUUGUGAUUUGUGUCUUGGAGGAUAGAUUAUGCCUGCUCAUAAAAUUUUACAGCUCUAGAAAGGCAAAUAUCCUUAUAGUAUUAGAAAGCAUAUAACCUAACUCUUAUUUAUGAGAUGAUGUAAUCUGUCCAAUAAGUUGACAUCACAACAGUGCUUUGGAACGAAUGCUUAAUUGUAGAUUGCAGAUGAACUUACUGAAGUGUUAAAGAUUUAUGAGUAAGUGGCAGUAUCUACUCAAAGUUGUGGUUUUCUGAAACAUAGCAUUGGGGCAAAGAAAAGGGGUAAUUCAAUGGGUAAAUACAAUGGAAUCAACUGAAAACGGAUCUUUCCAUUUUUAGAAUGGAGUGAAAGAUGUCAAUGUGUGUGUGUGUAUGUGUGUGUUUUUUAUUUUUUUUGUUGUUUUUUUUUUUUGUGGUAAAUAAAAAGUAGCAGCUGCUUUGACAGUU